Messenger RNA from Raphanus sativus (radish), 1451 nucleotides. RefSeq names its product protein ROH1. The transcript has a single exon. The record is from RefSeq and is a predicted model, not a curated record. NCBI's taxonomy places the organism in Eukaryota, Viridiplantae, Streptophyta, Magnoliopsida, Brassicales, Brassicaceae. Bases 146 to 1261 code for a protein of 371 amino acids.
UACUUGUUCCCUUUUCUCUCUCUCUCUCUCUCUCUCUCUCUCUCUCUCUCUCUCUCUCUCUCUUCCAAAAAUCUCUCCUCUAUCCCCGCAAGACCCAAAAACAAAAAAAAACCUCACUCAUUCUUCGAUUCAUCACACUCGACUAAUGUCGCCGUCGUCAGAACAUAACGGCUCCUUCCUCGGCAUACUCAGCUUCCGCCGCUACCAGAUCGUCUCAAUGGACGUCCAACAAGAGCAACAGCUCCAAGAACUCGAGUAUUUCCAGAACCACGUCUCCGAGCGUUUCUCAGAGUUCAUCUCUCCAUCUCCGCCGCCCUCUGAUCCGCUCCUCUCGAUCCCUUGGCUACGGAGCCUCCUCCACGUCUUCACGUCCUGCGAAACCGAGUUCAAAGAAGUCCUCCUCACCACCGCUCAGAUCUCGAGAACGCCGUCGCUGGAGAAGGUUUUAACGGAAACGCUCGAUCGGAUCGUAAAGGCGCUUGAUAUCUGUAACGCCGUCGUUAACGGCAUCGAGUCCGUUAAACAGAGCCGACGUCUCGCGGAGAUAGCCGUAACGGCGCUUAAACAGCGGCCGUUAUGUAGCGGAAGCGUUCGUAGAGCUAGACGCGCGUUGACGAGCCUCCUCACCGGCGGCUCGAACGCCGAUGCGAAAGAUAAGAGCAGUAGUAGACGGAGGACGACGUCGCGGUCGUGGUCGUUCGGACAGCGCGGCAACGUCAACGUCAGCAAGAAUUGGUCUGCAGGCAAGCAGAUUCAGGCGAUGGCGGCCAACCUUGUGCUGCCACGUGGAGCAGAAGCUUCCGGACAUGCGAUGAUGCCGGUUUACAUAAUGAACAGCGUCAUGGUUUUGGUGAUGUGGGUGCUCGUUGCUGCGGUUCCUUGCCAGACAAGUAGUGUUCCCGUGGCGCCGUUGCAGCUUCCUAAGCAUCAGAGCUGGGCUAGCGCCGCUUUGAAUGUUCAGGAGAGGGUUGGGGAAGAGGUGAAACGGAAGGAGAAGCGUUUUGGUGGGUUGAUGGAGGAGAUGCAGAGGAUGGAGAGUAUUGGGUUGUCUUUGGUGGAGUUCACGGAGAGGUUUAGGUUUCCGGCGGAGGAAGAGGACGAGGGAGAGGUUGAGGAGAAGGUUGAUGAGAUGGAUGAGAUUUGUCGGAGAAUGGAAGUGGGGUUGGAGGAUUUGCAGAGACAAGUGAGGGCAGUGUUCCAGAGAUUGGUGAGAAUCAGACUUGAGAUUGUUUCUGUGCUUGAUCAAGCUCCUGCAAUCUAAAUCUGUAAAUCUCCAAUAACAACUUGAUCAAUUUCUCUUUCUUUUUUCUUUUCUAGAUAACACUAAUCUUGAUGUGUAUAACCUACAAUUUGUAUACCAUGUUUGGUUUCUGGUAUAUGCAAACUACAAAACUCUAUUGACCGAGAUGAUAGGUUCAUGGUGGUUUAUAGAAUAUUUUCUUGUGGGCUUC